Penicillium antarcticum is the source of this 1185-nucleotide messenger RNA. RefSeq lists its product as uncharacterized. The record is from RefSeq and is a predicted model, not a curated record. The coding region runs from base 1 to 1185 and encodes 394 amino acids. Gene Ontology annotation, biological process: endoplasmic reticulum tubular network organization. Lineage: Eukaryota; Fungi; Ascomycota; Eurotiomycetes; Eurotiales; Aspergillaceae. Gene Ontology annotation, cellular component: endoplasmic reticulum tubular network. The transcript is spliced from 3 exons.
AUGGUGUCCUUUUGGCCCUGGAAGGGCGAUGAUAACUCAGCGGCUUCUUUCGAGAAGACCCUGUCCACGCUGUCGACAAAGAUCGCCCAGGCGACCACGCGACUGGACCAACAACGGCAAUCCUCACGGCGGUUUAAGGCCUUGUGGACCCUUUACUCGACAUUUGCCUACCUCUUCUACUCUAUUAUUCUCGCACUGAUUUUGGGAUGGGAAAGCUGGGGAGUCAAGGAAUAUGCAGCCAUCGGGGGUGGGCCAGUUCUUAUCUACGCCGUUCGGACGACCAGCUCCAGGGUCUUCAACUACCGCAUCAACCGCCUCCAACGCCACCUUGACGACCUCCACAAGCAGCGCGAGGAGACGAUCGAGAAGCUCAAGGUUGCCACCAAGUACAACUCAACCCAGCAACUAUUAGAGAAGUAUGGCGGCGAGUCUCCCAAGCCAUCACCGAUGAAGGCAGCUGGCGAGAAAAAGAAGUCUCCCCAGCAGCAGCAGCAACACGUCGCCCGCACUGGUCUCCCACCACCACCAACCGCCAACAUCCGCCGUUCCCCUUCCUCCCCCCAAACCCCGACCAACGCACCCUCACCUCAACCGCCCUCCCCUCCACAAGAGCUAGCCGACGGCAAGUUGCAACCUCAGCAACAGCAAUUCGCACCUCCCCCUUACCCCCAACAACAACCGAACCAACAAGCCGAAUUCGCACCAAACGCCUACUCUACCAACAACAGCCAAGGCAUCGAAUCACCACACUGGUACGACCGCCUCCUAGACGUCCUCCUUGGAGAAGAUGAAACCCAACCUCGCAACCGAAUGGUGAUGAUCUGCACCAGCUGCCGACUCGUAAACGGCCAAGCACCCCCGGGAAUCAAGACACCGGAAGAGCUGGGCCGCUGGCGUUGUGGAAGCUGCGGAGCUCGGAAUGGAAGCGAGAGCGAGACGAGCCAGAUGCUCACCAGCUUGCGUCAGGAGAAUGCCCCGGCUGAGGGGGCUUGGGAGCCUGUUUCUAAGGCUGAUGCUGAUACUCAGUCGUCGGAGGGUAUGGAUGAGGCUGUUAUAGUUCCUUCCAGUGAAGAUGAGCAGCUUGGAUCUGCUGGAUCGGAGGCUGAGGGUCGUGAAGCGGUGGAGGAAUCGGCUGAGCCUGUGCGACGUUCCAAGCGUGGUGGGAAGGGCAGUAAGGGCAAGUAG